UAUUUUUGUGCUUGACUCCACAUCAGAUUCAAUAUCGCGGCGAUUGAUCUUAACGCAGCACAAAGAACGUCAAGGGGCCUGAACUGGUCCUACCGACAUACAGAGACCUCUUCACCAUGUCUGCGAUCACCACAGUCCACGAGUCAUUGCCAUACAUCGACUCGGAGCCCACCCCAGCCGAGCGCGCCGCCGCCGAGGCCCUCAUAACCUCGGAGCGGGCCCUCGUCCCCGACGACCCCCACCACGCGCUCCUCCCGCCCGCCGCGACACCAAACUUCUCGCCGGCGAUCCAGGCAGAGCUAGACCGCGCCGCCGCCAAGCAGCCCCUAUCCGCGAUCGACCUCUCGCGCUACGAGGAGCAAGACGACGGCCUCCCCACCCCCGCCGAGGUCUCCUCCGACCCGGCCGCCGCGCGCGCCCGCCUGGAGACGGCCCUGUCGCGGGCGGGCGCGUCGGCGACGUACCUGGCGGGGCGGCGGGCCCACCUGGCGCUGCUGGACAGCCACGGGCGGAACGCGUGGCUGGUCGGCAACUGGCAGCUGGAGGGGGAGCUGCGGGCGCUGGAGCGCGAGCUGGCGGCCGCGAGGCGCGAGGUCGACGUUGUCACCGUGGAGCGGAGGGCCGCGCAGGACGGGGUCGCCGCCGAGCUGAGGGGUCUGGAGGAGACAUGGAGGAGGAGCGUCGGGAGGGUCCUCGAGACCGAGGUCGCUGCCGAGGGAUUGAGGCGGGAGGUGUUGGAGCAGAGGAGGAGAAUGGCUUGAAGUGCAUACGCACUUUCCCCGCGGUUCGCCCUUCUGCUGGCACCGCGUCCGUCUUGGGAGAGGUGGGACGCGGGACGCGACAUGGAUACAUUGUCACGGGUCGCGAGAGAGCACGCAAAUACCGGGAGCCCCCGGGGUCGGCAUGGUAUAUCUACCACCCACCCCCUGGAUAUCGCUCAAUUCCACAUACAGGCGUUCUAAAAGGGAAUGGAAGAAAACGGACUCGGUUUAUGCAGCAUAUAUUUUUUCAGAGACUACAAUCCCCUGUAUUUUCCAUAGGUAUCUUAAUCUCGACAAGGAAAUGCCUUCGUGCAAAUGAAGGUGGUGUGAAUCCGUGAA
Messenger RNA from Phialemonium atrogriseum, 1100 nucleotides. RefSeq names its product breast carcinoma amplified sequence 2. Gene Ontology annotation, biological process: mRNA processing. Lineage: Eukaryota; Fungi; Ascomycota; Sordariomycetes; Cephalothecales; Cephalothecaceae. Gene Ontology annotation, cellular component: precatalytic spliceosome; catalytic step 2 spliceosome; Prp19 complex. The record is from RefSeq and is a predicted model, not a curated record. Bases 117 to 761 code for a protein of 214 amino acids. The transcript is spliced from 2 exons.